Messenger RNA from Quercus lobata, 3009 nucleotides. Its product is annotated as ankyrin-1-like. NCBI's taxonomy places the organism in Eukaryota, Viridiplantae, Streptophyta, Magnoliopsida, Fagales, Fagaceae. Gene Ontology annotation, molecular function: protein binding. The transcript is spliced from 6 exons. The record is from RefSeq and is a predicted model, not a curated record. Gene Ontology annotation, cellular component: plasma membrane. Bases 1 to 3009 code for a protein of 1002 amino acids.
AUGGUCUAUCAAAUGAGCAGCGCAAGAGGCUUACAAUUAAUAGCUGUGGAGCUUGUUGCCAACCCGUCUAUUAUCUCCAUGGUUGAACCAACAACGGGUUUGGAUACAAGAGCAGCUGCAAUAACUGUUAUGCGAGCUGUGAAGAAUGUGGCUGGUACAGGAAGGACAAUUGAAUCAUUUGAUGAGGUUUGGGUUUUAUUUCUGCUGUGUUGUUCUUCAAACCUGAAAUCACCCGACGACUCCGACCGCUCAACCAUUGCUGAAAUGAACACACAACAUAAUGAUGUUUGGGACCUUCCUCUCAUCCUAGAAAAGUUGCGAGAUACAGAAUGUUCUCUUCUCCGUGAAACAAGAUUCUUCGACUCAAACACACUUCUUCAUGUUGCAGCAAGCUUAGGCCAUGAUCAGAUUGUAGAAGCGAUCCUCUCGAAACAACAGUGCCAAGAACUUUUAACGGCAAAGAACUCCACUGGCGACCUUCCUCUUCAUGUAGCUGUGAAUGCUAGGCAUCUGCCUAUAGUUCAGCAGUUGCUCAAGUCGUCUUACCAGUGCCAAGAACUUUUAACGGCAAAGAACUCCAGUGGCGACCUUCCUCUUCAUGUAGCUGUGAAUGCUGGGCAUCUGCCUAUAGUUCGACUGUUGCUCAAGUCGUCUGACCAGUGCGAAGAACUUUUAACGGCAAAGAACUCCAGUGGCGACCUUCCUCUUCAUGUAGCUGUGAAUGCUGAGGAUCUGCCUAUGGUUCAACUGUUGCUCAUGUCGUCUGACCGGCGCCAAGAACUUUUAACGGCAAAGAACUCCAAUGGCGACCUUCCUCUUCAUCUAGCUGUGAAUGCUAGGCAUCAGUAUAUGGUUGAACAGUUGCUCAAGUCUUCUGACCAGUGCCAAGAACUUUUAACGGCAAAGAACUCCAAUGGCGACCUUCCUCUUCAUCUAGCUGUGAAUGUUGGGCAUCUGCAUAUAGUUCAACAGUUGGUCAAGUCGUCUUACCAGUGCCAAGAACUCUUAAUGGCACAAAACUCCAAUGUCGACGUGGCUUGUAAACUACUAAGUGCCCGUUUGGUUCCACUUUUUCAGUCCAAAACGGGCGUUUUCAAAAAAGCUAAGCCCAUAUUUGCGUUUGAUGCUCCUCCAGCACCAAAGGGUGCGGGAAUGGCUCAUAGUGACGCUAAAAUGAGGAAUGCUUCCAUUAACUCAAUCAAAUCUAAGCUGGAGAGAUGUCCCCAGAAGUCAGAAGACAAAGUUACAAGUAUGGAUCCUAAAUUGUAUAAGGCUGUAAAGAGUAAGAAUAUUGAUUUCAUCAAAAAUAAAGCUGAAGAUAUGGAACAUCCUGCUCUCUCGGACAAAACCCCCGAAUUAAAUACAAUCCUUCAUCUUGCUGCUGCAAGCUCAGACAAUAAACAAUUUGUAGAAGAAAUCCUAGAAAUCGAACUAUGCGGACAAUUUGUCACGGAAAAGAACUCCAAUGGCGACCUUCCUCUUCAUGUAGCUGCAAGUGCUGGGAAUAUGCAAAUGGUGGAACUCUUAGCUGCAAGUGUACCACUAAUAAAAGAGAAAAAUAUGGAGGGGAAUACUCCUUUGCACCUAGCCUUGAUAAAAAAAUUCCAAGUGGGUGCUAAUUUGGCUUUGAAAGCCGAGUACAAUAAGGUGGCCAAGUUCUUGGUUGAGAAAUGUCCAGAGGUGUCCUUUUAUCCAAAUAGGGAACGCAAGUCUCCUCUCUAUUUGGCGGCAGAAGGAGGAGAUGAAGAGCUCAUGAGGCACAUGAUAACUACCAAUUGCCUGCCAUAUGGCAAAUCAAUUGUUCACGCUGCCAUUUAUUAUCUCAUGACAACUACCAACCUGCCAUAUGGCAAAUCAAUUGCUCACGCUGCCAUUUAUGGUUCCUUUACUGCGAGAAAAAAAGAUAUGUUAGAUACUGUUUUGGAAAGCCUGCCAAAUGAUAUCCUCACAGUGAAAGACGAUGAAGGGAUGACUCCUCUUACCUAUGCAGCAUCAAUAGGUUAUCUUAGUGGUAUUAAAAGCUUACUAAGAAAAACUACAAUACCUUGUGUAUAUGGGGAACAUUCGCGCUAUUAUCCCAUUCAUAUAGCAACCAAGAAAGGUCAUAUUAAGGUAGUUAAAAUGUUUCUUGAUGAAUAUCCAGAUAUGAUUGAGUUACUCACUGACGAGGGUCAAAACAUGUUGCACGUAGCUGCUAUGUAUGGGAAAGCCAAAGUGUUAGCUUAUAUGCUAAAAAGGCAUGAUCUUAAAGUUGAAAUGCUUAUCAAUAAUAAAGACCAAAAUGGAAACACCCCUUUACAUUUGGCCGCCAUGAGAUGGCAUCCUAUGGUUGUUAGCAUGUUGACAUGGGACAAAAGAGUUGAUUUAAAGGCUUUGAAUAAUGAAGGUGAGAGAGCGCUUGACAUUGCAUUGAACUACAGUGGGGAGAAUCCCUCAUUUCGAGAGCGAUUGACAUGGGAAGCCUUGAGAUAUGUCAGUGGCCCACGAGCUUCUCCUCGAUGCGUUAGUGGGGAGAACCCGCAAUGUUCAAAGUUUGGGAUGACUCUAAGCACAGACAAAUACAAGGACAGGACUGGGACUCUCUUAUUGGUCGCAACCCUUGUGGCCACUGUAGCUUUUGCUGCGGCUUUCACCAUGCCAGGUGGCUACAAGGAGUCUGGAGGUAUGGCAAAAUUCCUAGAAAAGCCCAUGUUCCUCGUAUUUGUAAUUAGCAACUCCAUAGCUAUGUAUAGUGCCCUUACUGCUGUUGUUACUCUCAUUUGGGCCCAUUUAGAUGAUUUGAACCUUUUCAUUGCUGCCUAUCAGUUCAGUGUGCCAUUUUUGGGACUAGCUAUAACAAUGGUCUCCUUAGCAUUCAUGGCAGAUCGAGGCCUUGAGCUAGUAGCUGAAGAUUCAGCAAGCUCAGGUUGGUUAAACACGCUGAAAUCCUCUUCGGGAAUAGUAGAAACUGGAUCUCAGGCGGUUUCUUCUCGCUCCUCCUCUGACGGAAUAACCUCUUCCUCGGCUUGA